Lampris incognitus (smalleye Pacific opah) is the source of this 568-nucleotide messenger RNA. It is a transcript of the gene pkia, whose product is annotated as cAMP-dependent protein kinase inhibitor alpha. Lineage: Eukaryota; Metazoa; Chordata; Actinopteri; Lampriformes; Lampridae. Gene Ontology annotation, biological process: negative regulation of cAMP-dependent protein kinase activity. The record is from RefSeq and is a predicted model, not a curated record. Bases 100 to 324 code for a protein of 74 amino acids. Gene Ontology annotation, cellular component: cytoplasm; nucleus. Gene Ontology annotation, molecular function: cAMP-dependent protein kinase inhibitor activity. The transcript is spliced from 3 exons.
GGGAAGGGAAGUUGUUGUCAUGCUGAUGUGAACGACCGCCGCGAAUACCUGGAUGUCUUCCACUCCGAACAGGCCCUGCUAUGGUGAGCUGUGUCAGCUAUGACGGAUGUUGAGGCCACCUAUGAGGACUUCAUCGCCUCUCAACGGUCUGGCCGCAGGAACGCCAUCCACGAGAUACCAACAGCGCCUGGAGUGCACGGCCCCACUGACUUGUCGCAGGGCCUGGCACAGCUCAACAUCAACAAAUCAGGUGAUGAAGCAGAAGACACUGAGAAGAGCCCAGAUCCUCCUGCCAAAGAGGAGAGUCAAGCGGAGGGCAGCUAAAUGGCUUACAAUAUCAGACAAUUAUAGACUAAAACAGCCACUCAUUCAUCGGACUCUCCCUGGCAUGCAAUAACUAGACAGUGCAUUUUCUAAACUUUUCUCACAGUCGUACAUGGAGCCAAUGUCAUGAUCAGACAAGGUGGAAUCUGCUAUUACCAUUGUUUCAACAAACCGGCAUCAAUAUGGCAACCAGUACAUUCUGCACUGGAAUGUGCUCGUUUCCUAGGAAAAGCCUUUUGUCCUA